GGCGCCUCAAUUAGGAGUGACAGUGUGCUUACUGCCCAGCAUAUAAGUAUGGGGGUUACUCCAAAGUCCCUCUCCAUCUCAUCGACCAUAACCAAAAUCACGUAACAGCAAAUCGAUAUUCUAGUUUCCCACAGAGCUACACCGCUACAGUCUCUCUCCAGCACUCGCACAUCCCCGCAUUGCCAUCCACCCUCACAAUCCCACAGCACUGACACACUGCUCAUCUCACGCCAUCCCUUCUCCAUCGCUCACACUCGUUCCAGCAUCCCCUCAUCCCCCAUCCCCCAUCCCCCAUGUCUUCGUCCAGCAGCCCGGUUCUCACCUUCGCCAUCCGCAGCAUUCAAGCCCUCUUCGCCAUCGUAGUCUUCGGGCUAUCCUGCUCUCUAAUCAAAGGCCACAAGCUCGGCGAUCUGCCCUCGACGCUGGGCUUCGUAGCCUUCAUCGGCGGCGUGUCGUUCGUAGGCGCCCUGCUGGGCGUCGCAGCGCACUGGCUGCAGAUGCUGCAGGGCAAGGUCGGACUACUCAUCGACACGGGCAUGUGCGGACUGAACAUCGCCGGUGGAAUCGUACGUUGCCGUCUCCUCUUCUUAUGAGCCUCAGCGUAGUCUUUCGGUCUUGGUGCGGUGUGACUGACGGUGGCAGCUUAUGGCAAUCAAAAUGCGCGGCGUGCGGUGCAACGACGAUUACGACAGUGGGAUGGAUGAAAGUGAUAUCGUAUGUGGAGGUAUCCUGAAGCAAGACGGCGUAACAAAUUGUGCCUUGCAAAGCGAGACGAGCCAACUGAUAACACGUUGCAAGAUGAGCCAGGCGGAUACAGUGUUUAUGUUCCUGAUUGCGAUUGUGGCGGCGGGUGCAGCUGUGCUGGCGUACUUGAGGCACAAGAGGGGAUAUUAACACCGAGGCCGGUUAUCUGGAAACCAGAGUCGCAAGACGAGUGGGCGUUUGUGUCUGUCUCGACCAUUGUGGUUCGUUUGGCUAAAUCAAGGAGGCGCGACUGGGGCGUUGUCAGGAAGGAGCGGACAGAGAAGAG
Molecule: messenger RNA, 1030 nt
Organism: Didymella exigua CBS 183.55
Lineage: Eukaryota; Fungi; Ascomycota; Dothideomycetes; Pleosporales; Didymellaceae
Exons: 1
Coding region: 294-593 (99 amino acids)
Cellular component (GO): membrane
Source: RefSeq, a predicted model, not a curated record